This is a messenger RNA of Anopheles moucheti, 3297 nucleotides long. RefSeq names its product Y+L amino acid transporter 2. Bases 246 to 1736 code for a protein of 496 amino acids. NCBI's taxonomy places the organism in Eukaryota, Metazoa, Arthropoda, Insecta, Diptera, Culicidae. Gene Ontology annotation, biological process: amino acid transmembrane transport. The record is from RefSeq and is a predicted model, not a curated record. Gene Ontology annotation, molecular function: L-amino acid transmembrane transporter activity. The transcript is spliced from 10 exons. Gene Ontology annotation, cellular component: membrane.
GCCCGCCAAGUCCUGCGCCGUGAACUGUGUGUGUGUGCAUGUGGUUGUUGGGGUUAGAACGAUUCUGCCACGACACUAGUGAUCGGAUGUGAUCGGUGAUCGGUGAAUAACAGUUUGUAUGAUCAGUGGUUUAUAUUAAACCAAUCCGAUAUCGUGGUAUAUUAAAGCUGCUAAAAAGUGUAAUUCUGUGCAUUAGAAACACACACCCUAGUGACGAAAGAUUGUGGUAUUGACUCCGCUCAACCAUGGAGGACGAUGCGCUCAACAAGGACGAGAAGCAGCAGCGAAAGGACUCGCUGAAAAGUGCGAAGGAUGAAGCGAACGGCGGCGGAGGCGGUGAUGGUGGCGACAUCGUGCUCAAGCCCAAAAUGACACUCGUCAACGGUAUCACUGUGAUCGUCGGUUCGAUUAUUGGAUCCGGCAUCUUCGUCUCGCCGACCGGUGUCCUCAUCAACACCGGCAGCGUCAACAUGUCGCUGAUCGUGUGGAUCAUUUCGGGCCUGUUUUCGAUGGUCGGUGCGUACUGUUACGCCGAGCUCGGCACGAUGAUCAAAAAGUCCGGUGCCGAUUAUGCGUACAUUAUGGAAACGUUCGGUCCAUUCCUGGCCUUCAUCCGGCUCUGGAUCGAAUGUAUGAUAGUGCGGCCCUGUUCGCAAGCCAUCGUUGCGCUCACGUUCAGCGUGUACGUACUGAAACCAUUCUUCCCCGAAUGCCAACCGCCAGAAGAUGCGGCCCGUCUCCUUGCCGUCUGCUGUAUCCUGGUGCUGACGUUCAUCAACUGCUGGGACGUAAAAUGGGCUACGGCCGUACAGGAUAUCUUCACCUACGCCAAGCUGCUCGCCCUGUUCAUCAUCAUCGGUGCCGGUGCCUACUAUCUGUUCCGCGGCAACACGGAAUACUUCACGUUCGAUAACACCAAAACGGAGGUAACAUCGCUCGCAUUGUCCUUCUACUCGGGUUUGUUUGCCUACAACGGUUGGAACUAUUUGAACUUCAUCAUCGAGGAGUUGAAGGACCCGGUAAAGAAUUUGCCCCGUGCCAUCGCAAUUUCCUGCACGCUGGUGACGGUCGUGUACGUGUUUACCAACGUGUCCUUCUACACCAUCCUGUCGCCGGAAGAGGUGCUCGGUUCGGAAGCGGUGGCAGUCACAUUUGCCGAUCGGGUGUUUGGCAUGUUUGCGUGGACGAUACCGGUGUUUGUCGCGCUGUCAACGUUUGGCGCAGUGAAUGGCAUUUUGCUUACCUCAUCCCGGCUGUUCUAUGCCGGUGCGUGCGAAGGUCAGAUGCCGGAAAUUCUUACCAUGAUCCAAAUACAGCGCCUCACACCGACGCCCGCCGUACUGAUAAUGGCCCUGCUGUCCAUGCUCUAUUUGACGGUGUCGGACAUAUUCGCACUAAUUAACUACGUCGGGUUUGCCACUUGGCUAAGUAUCGGUGCCGCUGUGCUGUGUCUGCCGUGGCUUCGGUGGAAGCAACCGAAACUGAACCGUCCGAUCAAGGUGAAUCUCAUCUUCCCCAUCCUGUAUCUCAUCGCCACCGUGUUCGUCACCGUCGUCCCAAUGAUUGCCAGUCCGGUGGAGACGGGCUAUGGGUGUCUUAUGAUUCUUUCCAGCAUUCCUGUCUACUGCAUAUUUAUCGCGUGGCGAAACAAACCGAAAUGGUUCAACCGUACGAUGGGUGGAUUUACGCAGAGUUUACAAAAGUUAAUGAUGGUGGUGCGGCCAAAACAGAAAUAAACGCGAAAAGUGGGUUUAACACGGUUCCUGCAGAAAAUGCUCAUGGUCGUAGGAAAGACCAAACCAGCUCAGGUUUAAACAAUUUACGCAUCAUACACGAACAGUUUAACCAUCCGUUUUCUUUGAACCCGACCCAAAAGAAACGCUACAUUCCAAGGAACGAGUGCAGCCGAGGGAGUAACGUGAGAGGAUUUGAAUGAUCCUUAGAGUUGUUUUAAAGUUUAAUGUUUCUUUUUUUAUUUUAUACCAUCCUUUCUGAAGGCUGUUAUAAGUUGUGUUAUGUUUAUGUUACUAUUUUUACUGUACUAUGAUGUAAUUGUUUGACGUCAGUUUUAAAUUGAUUUCUUUAGCGAAACUAUCGCGUGUCAUAAGUGAGAUAUAUGUAUGGAAACAAAUUGCGUGUACUAAGCCAUGGAGCGCCACAUUCCCAUUAAUAUUGUUUUAUUCGACGUGCGAAAUAGUGUCCCCUUUUGUGUGCGAUCACAUCUCAAUAGACGAUAAUGCAUCCAUGUUGCAGGCGUGUGCGGGGGUUAACACCCAGUACAGAAACCAUUUACAAGAAGAAUUCAACAAAACAGGUCCAGACACCGCAAACAGUGUUCAAAUUUUAAGCAAAAUGCAAACACUUUUUUUAUUUUUUUACUAUUUCCUUAUUACUUAUUUUCCCUUGCAAGGCAUAACAACGAGUUUCAAUCAUUUCCAUUUCGGUCAACGAAAAGCGACAUAUCAAUAUUUUAAUCAAAGCAAAAUAUGUUCUGUCGAUAAAAGAUCGUUGCUUGCUUGCAAAUUUAUUAUCAAUUUCAUUUUGCACCAUCAUUAUAUCAGCAAUUGUUGCUAAAAAAAAAGCUUCAUGUGCUUGGAAAAUUUUAGCAAAAAACGUAACAUAAAUUUCAUAAAAUUGCUAAAGUAUAAAAAAUUGAAAGCAAACCCCUAACAUUUGCACGAAACGUAUUCAAAUUAUAGCGAAAAGACUUUGUCGUUUAAAGAAUUAAUAAAAAGAAACAAAAACAUUAUUUUAAACGGAGCUUCCAUAAGCCUGAUUUCUAUUGGCUGGUUGAUCGGCAGCGUUAGAUCGAAAGGCAGUAGUAGUAAUUAGUAGCGAACAACGUGACGGCGUUAUGUUGCGAGAAAUGGAAGAGGCAAAUGCAUACACGUGUAGCUCAAGGGUUCUGCAAAGUGCGCUAAAUAAAAGGAAAACAGAGAAAACCAAACAGGAGCUAUGUUGUUGACAAUAAUAGUAGAACACACAAGUAGACGCACAAAAGCAGUAGACGAACGGGAUGCAGUGUGACCGCUGUCGAAUAAAUGUAUUAUUCAUAAUCAACCAUCAUGCUCGAAUAGAGAAUAUACCGUUAGGUGUCAUAUAGUUCUACAUGUAUAUAGCAUAUAUGAAUGCAUUAAAAAGGAUGUGCCGCAUCAUAGAUCCUUGGAAAUAUUUAUCGAACCCGAUUGGGAGCAGUGGGAUGAGAAUGAAGCAAGGAGUGGAAGGAAAGUUUAGGAAGGGCAAAUGCAUGAAUAUAGCCAGCGAUGUAUCAAUGUAUUGUAAAGUAUUGUCAAAUAU